Molecule: messenger RNA, 5305 nt
Organism: Amoebophrya sp. A120
Lineage: Eukaryota; Dinophyceae; Syndiniales; Amoebophryaceae
Source: the annotation of a GenBank genome assembly
CGUUCUCCGUUUUUCAAAGCAGUAGCGAUCUGCGACUUUGUUCGUUUUUCUUACGUGAUGCAGCGUCGAUGCAGUGCUGAUUUUGAUGCGUGGCGUUUUCUCGUUGCUCGCCUUUCGCUUUUAACAAGUUAGUGCGAUGGAUUGAUACAUACAUCACCAGUUUGAGUAUGGAAAAAUGUAGCGGCACCAUUAACUUCAAGAUCAUCUGAUUCCAGACGACGACAACAGGACUGUGGCGUCAUGGGAGGUGCUGGUGGACCGUAUUCUCAAUGGAACGCGAAGGCCGGCUAUGGCACGAACACGAAGGGCAAAGGCGGUGGUAAAAAGGGCGGCGGAAAAAGCAGGAUCAAUCCGCAGAAUAGCAGCGGUACUUCUGCCGGGACCGAUGUUCAGACCGAAAUUCGCAGGUUCGCGCUUGGCUUGCACGGCCCGGAGCAUACUUUGGCGCCUUCCUUGGCGGCCCUCUCGUGGGACGAUCCAGUAGUUUACGCCAGCACUUUCGGAUUGGCGUUGUGCGUCGAACUCAGCGCCUUGGGGCGGAGGAUUUUCAAGCAGGAAACGUCGGGUGCAGCGGAACCACUGGAAAUCCAGCUUGACUCCACGAAUUUGCCGGAGGUCUCUGCAGGCCUGUCUAAAUGCCUCCCCGGGGCAACUGUGUUGCGCCUUCGCGCUUCGUGCUACCUAAACCGCGACACGUACGCCCGCCUCUGGGGCAAAGGCGCACACCCGCCCAAGAUUGGGCACGUUCUAGACAGCGACUGUUUUUGCCGUCUCCAAGUGUGGUGUGGAUACGAGCAGGUUACGGCACUCGAGUCCUUCAUCAUCUGGUCCGACGUGCACGCCCAGCAGCCUCUCGCGGACCCGGAAGAUAAACCAAAAAGAGUCAGACUUGACCUCCUCGUGAAGAUCCCGGCCGAUGCAGGGGAGCUAUUGCGGUGGUAUAGUGGAGAAACCUGGCCGUUCGGUACAGGACACUCUUCGAGCCACGUUCUUGCAGAUGUGUUGGAAACCUAUGAAUUCAGUUUGUACCUGGAACUCUUGCGGGACAGCAGUGCAAAACCGUACGUGCGGGCCCGGCAAGCUUGUGAUCAAGUACAGAACUCGUGGCCUGCAUCAAAUCUCGCUAGGAAGUACCCGGUAGCACGCGACAUCGCCGUAGCGACGGCGACCGGUGUGGAUACUGGCGGACUGGACAUCGCAAGGACAUCAACAGCCGUGUCUGCCAUCCCCGUACCUGAAAAAGCGCUCGCGCUUGCGUGUGGAAGUGCUGUAGAUUCGAUCGAAAGCAAGAUCGCCAAGUCCAUCGAAAAGAUUGCUUCCCUGACGACAUUCAAGAAGCAAGCCGAGGAAAGCCUCGCAAAGAAGCAAGAGGCGCUCGGAGCCGACAGGCUAGGUGGACAAGAGAGUACGGAGAGCGCGCUUGCCCGUGCUGCAGUCCGUGCAACUCUGCCAGAGCCGGUGCUGGCAAGUUUUGUGCAGGCGACCUCGGUAGAAAGCUGCGUAGUGGGGCCAAAUACGUUAGUCGGUUUCGGUAAGUUCAAAGACUACAUGAUGCGGUCGGUGUGCGCAAGCACCGAGGGAAAAAGCUACAUCGCGUGGUGUAAGGAGCAAUCAAGCCCGGGCGGUCCGAUGGAGAGGCUCCUUCACUACGAAAGCGUGCAUUCUGGCCGCGACACGUGGGAGAACAUUGCAAGCAAAAUUGCGGAGGCCAAGUUUCACAACUCACACAAGGUUUGGAAAACGAACUUCAACAGGCGCUUUAACGAGACGCUGCAAGAAGUAGCGGGGAUGACUAGUGACGAAAGAGCGAGGCAGCUGAGGCUACGCGCGUUUGUGCUGGAAGAAAGUGCUGUGAAACAAGCGGAUUUCGCUCUGACCAAGGAGAUGCGGCGUGAAGCGUUUUUGCAGAGGGCACGCGUUACAGCGCAGGAACUGCGACUGGCGUUUAGCAAAAUGGAAGAACAGCAGGAGACGGUGUUGCAAAUGUCCGGACUGAACGACUCGCAGCUGGAGGCCGUGCAAGCUGUCCUGCACCACACGGGAGCGACCAUUUGUCAGGGACCGCCAGGCACGGGUAAAACUAGGACAAUCGCCACAAUGUCUGCGGCACUAGUUCGCGCAACGCCGACAGAAACUGAGCCGGCCGAGAUCACAAGGCUUUUGAGGAACUUCGAGCAAGGUUUACAGAGCGGCUCGGAAGAUCAUCUACACGGAAGCCAAUUUUUCGGUACGUUCAGCGCGAGCGCCACCAGCAGCGGCUCGGAUCACGUAGAGAAAGAACUUCGGCGAUGCACUGCGCACAUGCGUCAUACUCCAAGGAGGGUAUUGUGCACGGCAGUAGCAAACAAAGCAGUGUUCAACAUGCUGGAAAAAAUCAUCCAGCAGGAGGCAGAUCUAUCCCCCGAAGAUCGCUGCCCCGGAACAAUAGCCCUCCAGGGGGUCGAAGACGGUGUCCCGGCGCACCUGCUUCCGUACUUCAUCCACCGCAGAUACCGGGACGUUUUCCAGGCUCCGGUGGGUAGUGUGAAUCUCCAGACACUGCGUGAGUUGGUCAAUGAUGCUCCUGCUUUCUGCAAAGCUUGGGGUGUGAACCUCAGCAAUUUGAAUGCGGUCUGGAAUGAAUUCGAAGCCAAGUCGCAGAUUCGAAAGAACGAGCGAGCCGCGGCACAGAGGUGGAAGAAAUGGGCGCAGAUCCCACCUGAGCUCACGCUGGAGGACUUCCUUCGCAACGCAAAAAACACUGCGGAUCCGGGAGAGGCAGGGUCGAGAGCAGACGGCGCUAAAAACAGUCGUGACCAACGUAGAAGCAUCCGUGCGCGGCCGCUGCCACUGGAACUCGAGCACGAGCUUCUUGCCGGGGCUAGCUACAUUUUUUCAACGCUUGCGUGCUGUGGGCGCAGGAGCCUCUCGGACGCGUUAAAUGACACCAGUGUGCUGGUUUCUCGACUGCAGAAAAGACACGCUAGCGAAGAUUCCGAUUCGUCAGUGGAGCAGGGCAGUGUUGAUGCUUCUUUCGCACAAGAUCUGACAAUCAUCGUGGACGAAGCCGCGCAAGCCACUGAAGCGGAUACAUUCUUGGCCCUCGCCUUGCAGCCGAGCCGCCUCGUUCUUGUCGGGGACCCGAAGCAGCUAAGUGCGACAGUGAUUCACAGCAACAGCCUGCGAAAGCGGGGAUACGCGCGCAGCAUGCAGGAACGCCUGCAGACCUUGGCCGCGCAGCCGAGCAGGGAUCCGGCUGGCCAAGCAGAACAUGGUUCGCCGCGGAUGCACGCCCCGCGCGUGUGCUUCUUGGACACACAGUACCGGAUGCAUCCGGAAAUCGCGAAGUUUCCGUGCAAGCAAUACUACGAUGGUAGGUUGAAGGACGGAACGCAAGCUGAAAACGAGGCGACCGGAGUAGCAAAGGUGUUCUUAUCGUCCCGGCUUUCCCCCGCACAUGCGCAGGACCUCUCUGUCGAUGCACGGACAUUGGUCGAAGCCUGUGCGCAAAAUGGACAGCGCUAUUUCGUAGUGUGCCACAGUGGGGAGGAAGGGCGGCAGGGCGGGAGCGCACAAAACUUCCACGAGGCCGACUUGGUCUUCCGGACGUUUUUGGCGUUGGCUGGGGAUAAAACAGCGUGGCAGCAGACGGAUCAUCAAAGCGCAGCGACGUCGGCAGGAGCUACUGUGUCGACUUCUACUUCUUCCCAUCCACGAAAUCCAUUUGCCGGAGGACAGCGUGAAUCUUCGGCUGCAGUGUCGACGGAGCCAGAUCGUAAGUGCGUGAUCUUAAGUUUUUACCAAGGACAGCGACGAUUACUUGAUCAAAUGUUUGCCGCGAGAACUACGACUCAGCCCAGCGGCAGAACCAACUUCAUCAAGACAAAUACCAGCAAGCAGGGCAGCGCCGCAGUCCAUACGGUUGACAGCUUUCAAGGCAGCGAGGCCGAAGUAGUAUUGCUGAGCUUCGUGCGCAGUACAAGCGAGCGGACCUUCCUGUCGGACGCCAACCGAUUGAAUGUUGCCCUCACACGGGCCAAGAAAUUUGCGAUCGUCUUCGCCAAUGUCGAGAAGCUGUUGAACGAAUCGGCGGAAAGCCACGGUGGUGAUUCAACAGAGGACGCGGACUCGUCCGCACAACAGGCCAAUCAGGUCCGCGCAAUAUUGACCGACGCGAAGAAUCGCGGUCUGCUGGUCCAGGAGGCCGUUUGGGAGGAAUUGCUAGGCAACAAGGGUCUGCAGCCUCUUGACAACAAGAAUACCGCCGCGGUACUAGAUGCCACAUGUAGAAACACAGACCAGCAGCAAAGCGCGACGCGUGCUCCGAUGGCACAGUUUUCCGGUGAUAAAGGAGCGUCCUCUUCUUCUUGGCAUGGGCCGUCGUCUUGGACGUGGCAAACUAUGCACUGCAACAACUACAGCAACUAUCACAACCAUUCGAAUUCUGGAACAGCCUACUUUGGCGCGGGCACUGGAUGUGGUCCACCGACGGCGAGAGUUCCUACCGUUGCAACGCCUCUUGCUGCGCCUGGAGGCUGGAACUUGCCUGCAGCUUCAUCUUCGUCGACUUCUGCUUCGUCGUCUUCUGCAGUGCAGUACCCGGCGGUCGGCAUUUCGAACGGAAAGCAAGUCUUUUUUUCUAGCGAAGAUGCAGGGUCGUGGGAUUGGCCUUGGCCGGAUGAGGACGAAUGCCAGCAUGAUCUUCUCGGUGUCAGUGACUACGUUGACGGUUGUGACGACAAAGACGUUGGGCACUGCAACAAUCACACGAGUGAAGAAAAGCAGAGCGAUUUGGCACAGUCCAGUAAACAAAGAAAUAAUGAUCUCGUUAACAAUUACAAUAGGAAUAGACCGGCGUCACCAUCCCGACCCCGGCGUCAUGACGAAGGUCGCGACAACGCCCGCGAGCGACGGUCGCGCUCGAGGCGUCGCGAUUCCCGGAACCGACAAUCGCGCUCGAGGCGCCGCGACUCCCGGAACCGACGCAGAGACCGAUCGCGAUCGCGCAGCAGAAAUCACAGGAAUCGGAAUGGGCGGCGGCGCGGCUCGUGGCGCUGAUGCUGAAUGGUUUGUCUACUUGAACGCGAAAUCGCUAUCGCACACGAUUGUACUCUGCGGAGUCCUCAACUUCACUUGAAGAAAAAGUUCCCAAAAUCGAUUUCAUUGCUCGGUCCCAGAUUCCUUCGAUAUGAACUUAUAUUUUCCCUUCUUCCUGACCCUGAGCAUGAGCUUGACAGAAGGAGUAUACUACCUCACUGUCGAUUUCCUUUGUGAGCUAUAAAUGUAUGAACUGACGUAUCAUCUAUCGAUCUUGGCAAGAAAAAUG